This is a messenger RNA of Tupaia belangeri chinensis (Chinese tree shrew), 1311 nucleotides long. Its product is annotated as protein NipSnap homolog 3A. The record is from RefSeq and is a predicted model, not a curated record. Lineage: Eukaryota; Metazoa; Chordata; Mammalia; Scandentia; Tupaiidae. The coding region runs from base 143 to 910 and encodes 255 amino acids. The transcript has 6 exons. Gene Ontology annotation, cellular component: mitochondrion.
GGGGUCGGGCCUCCUGGUUUUACCAGCCAAGGCCCCGUCCACACUGCAGGUAGACGGAGGAAGAGGCUGAGCAGCCGCUGCCUGCGGAACGGGCCGAGCCUUUCAACGAAAUACUCAGCCCCAGAGCAUUUUGUGACCAACCAUGAAGAAGCAGCCUAGGGUCCCGGUGGGAAAGGACCCAGGACCACCACCUCGUCUUGUGCCACCUGUCCGCAAGUCAGGAACGGUAUGUUCGUCUUUUGCUACGGGCCCCAGACAAUAUGAUGGAACAUUCUAUGAAUUUCGUACCUAUUAUCUUAAGCCCUCAAAGGUGAAUGAAUUCCUGGAAAAUAUUAAGAGAAACAUUCAUCUUCGGACAGCUCACUCUGAAUUGGUCGGAUAUUGGAGUGUAGAAUUUGGAGGCAGAAUGAAUAAAGUGUUUCAUAUAUGGAAGUAUGAUAAUUUUGCUCAUCGAACUGAAGUCCGAAAAGCCUUGGCCAAAGAUAAAGAAUGGCAAGAACAAUUCCUUAUUCCAAAUUUGUCUCUCAUUGAUAAACAAGAGAGUGAGAUUACUUAUCUGGUACCAUGGUGUAAAUUAGAAAAGCCACCAAAAGAAGGAAUCUAUGAACUGGCUACUUUUCAGAUGAAACCUGGUGGGCCAGCUCUGUGGGGUGAAGCAUUUAAAAGUGCAAUCCAUACCCAUGUGAAUCUGGGCUACACAAAACUAAUUGGAGUGUUCCACACAGAAUAUGGAGUACUCAACAGAGUUCAUGUUCUUUGGUGGAACGAGAGUGCAGACAGUCGUGCAUCUGGGAGACAUCAGUCUCAUGAGGAUCCCAGAGUUGUGGCAGCUGUUCGGGAAAGCGUAAAGUUCCUAGAAACUCAACAGAAUAUGCUUCUGAUACCUACGUCAUUUUCACCAUUGAAAUAGUUUUCUCCUGAAAUAUGAAAUAUUUCAUUAACUGAUAUAAGAAGUAUCUGCUAAUGAUGAUUAAAUUUUCCCAAAAGAGUCUUUCUUUUAUUUGAAGGAGGUGGUAAGUUCAUUCUUUAUGUCCCUUGCAUUUUUUUUAAAGCUACCUCUGUACUUUGUCACCACCACCACCUCUGAAAAUACUUCCGUUCAUUUUCCCCAUGGCAUUUCAGUAUUUGUAAUACAUGUUAAAUGUUUGUCACUACUCUAAGAUCUUAAUGUUUUCAUGUUUCAGUAUAGCUCUUUUUCUAUAUUUUGACAACUGUUUUUUAUAGUAUUUUCUUAUAUUCAAAUGAUGAUGUAACAUUUCCUUUCUUGUGGCAAUAUUUUGUAAUUAUCAAUAUUCAUGUACUUUCUCAUCA